AGUAGAAAUGCCGUUUUUAUUAAGGACGACAGUCAACAGUUGAACAGCCUUUCCUGGAUAUAUUUUUUUUUAAUAACACUCUCAAACUACAGAAGUAUGUGGAGUGUAAAUUAUGCAUGCAUUUUUUAAAAAAUCUCAUGAAACAGAGGAAAAUACCAAGUGGGGAUCAGCUUCUGAGUCAGCAGUAUGAAAUCUAUCUCAACCUGGUACUAAGGCCUUUUGGGGAUUUCUACAUAUGUACCUCUACUGCUCUUGUUUUCAGUUUUCUUACCAGGUAAACGUGUUUAAGCUUCUAAAAUGUCGUCUAUCAAGCACCUAGUUUAUGCAGUUAUUCGUUUCUUACGGGAACAAAGUCAGAUGGAUGCUUAUACUUCUGAUGAACACGAAAGCUUGGAAGUUGCAAUUCAGUGCUUGGAGACAGUUUUUAAGAUCAGCCCAGAAGAUACACACCUCGCAGUUCCACAGCCUUUGACAGAAAUGUUUACGAAUUCCUUCUGUAAGAAUGACAUUCUGCCCCUCUCAAACUCAGUGCCUGAAGAUGUGGGAAAAGCUGACCAAUUAAAAGAUGAAGGCAAUAAUCACAUGAAAGAAGAAAAUUAUACUGCUGCAGUGGACUGCUAUACACGGGCAAUAGAAUUGGAUCCAGAUAAUGCGGUUUAUUAUUGCAACAGGGCUGCUGCUCAGAGUAAAUUAGGUCACUACACAGAUGCAAUAAAGGAUUGUGAAAAAGCAAUAGCAAUUGAUUCAAAGUACAGCAAGGCCUAUGGGAGAAUGGGGCUGGCCCUCACUGCCAUGAAUAAAUUUGAAGAAGCAGUUACAAGUUAUCAGAAGGCAUUGGAUCUUGACCCUGAAAAUGAUUCCUAUAAGUCAAAUCUGAAAAUAGCAGAACAGAAGUUAAGAGAGGUAUCCAGUCCUACAGGAACUGGAUUGAGCUUUGACAUGGCCAGCUUGAUAAAUAAUCCAGCCUUCAUUAGUAUGGCAGCAAGUUUAAUGCAGAAUCCUCAAGUUCAACAGCUAAUGUCAGGAAUGAUGACAAAUGCCAUUGGGGGACCUGCUGCGGGAGUUGGGGGCCUAACUGACCUGUCCAGCCUCAUCCAAGCGGGACAGCAGUUUGCUCAGCAGAUACAGCAACAGAAUCCUGAGCUUAUAGAGCAACUGAGAAAUCACGUCCGGAGCAGAUCAUUCAGCAGCAGCACUGAAGAACAUUCUUGAUUUGACUAGGAACCCUAGCCCCGAGCGCAAAUGAUUUAUGGCUCUGAAAUCUUCACUAUAGAUAGUGGCCAAAAACACCACCAUAUCUGAUGUUUGAGAAUAGCAGAGGAAAAACUCUUGUGUAUAUUCCUAAAGAAUAAAUCUGUUUAGACAGUAGGUUUAUCACAGAC
Messenger RNA from Trichechus manatus latirostris (Florida manatee), 1382 nucleotides. It is a transcript of the gene SGTB, whose product is annotated as small glutamine rich tetratricopeptide repeat co-chaperone beta. The transcript is spliced from 11 exons. Gene Ontology annotation, molecular function: molecular adaptor activity; protein binding. Gene Ontology annotation, cellular component: membrane; TRC complex. Gene Ontology annotation, biological process: post-translational protein targeting to endoplasmic reticulum membrane. The record is from RefSeq and is a predicted model, not a curated record. Lineage: Eukaryota; Metazoa; Chordata; Mammalia; Sirenia; Trichechidae. Bases 298 to 1212 code for a protein of 304 amino acids.